Lymnaea stagnalis (great pond snail) is the source of this 18603-nucleotide messenger RNA. The record is from the annotation of a GenBank genome assembly. NCBI's taxonomy places the organism in Eukaryota, Metazoa, Mollusca, Gastropoda, Lymnaeidae.
AACUGGGAUCUCGGUAACGGGACUAGUUCAAUAACGAUUUCCUGUAGUGUCAAAACAACAGACGUUCACUGUAGUGACAGAUGACAUAAUUUAAUAUAUAGUAUUGUAGGAAUGGUAAGCAGUUGGCUUUAAUAUUACACCCCACUAAGUAGCUAUCAUAUACAUAAAGAUGUCGCAACCAAUGGUAAGUAAUUUGAUUUUGAAAUAGUUUGAUCUUGUUUAAUUUUAAUAUUUGGCAUUUCCUAACCGCCUAACUAAAAAAAAUAUAUCCUCCCCCCCCCCCAAGGUUUCAGAUUAAAAAUUGGCUGCGGCUAUUCAGACCCGGGUAUCAGAAGUGUGGGGUUGGGUUUAUUAAAAAUAUUUUUGUAGUUAUAAGACAAAAUUUGGUAUCAAAUGAAUUGUAAUUGGACUAUAUUAUAUGUUUGUAAACUUACUUCUUAUAAACCUUAUUAUAAACUACCACAAAUGACACCCCGAAUAAUCGAAUAGGGACCCAGGUACACAUAGCUGCUAUUCGGACCAGGUCCCUUAGACUAUACUAGUAUUGUACAUGCUAGUGACUGUGAUUGUGAAUGGCUGCCCAUGACAACGUUUUGUACACAGCAUUUUAUGAUAAUAAUGAUAAUUUAUGUUAUAGACCACUUGGUUUUGAAACCUCAAAUUAAAAAAUUCUUGUUUAAAUACCUUCUAAGUUUACUCUGAAAUACAAGUUAUCAAAUAUUUUGAUGUGAAUAAUUCAUAAGAAUUGGCAUCUUACACCAUUAAAAAGGGGGUGGGGUCAAAAUGGGACAGGAUGACCUUAUGUUAAUGCAGGUUAUUAAGAUGAGUAUAACUAAACUAAUGGCCAACAUGUCCUAGCUCAAUGAGAAUUGGCACACUAUAAAAUGCAGAUGAAGAAUUAUUAUGAAAGACACAUAUUUGAACUUCUUACAAAAUUUUGUUGGGAAAGAAGCCUUACAUUUACCUAUGAAUUUCUUAUAUUGGGGUCGAUUAAAAAGGCAAAUAAAAUGGAAAUGCAGAUCGACAUGUUCACUAAUGUGACAAAAUAGUCCUUUCAUCAAUGAAAAAGUAGCAACAUUCAAAAAUUAAAAACUCUGAUUCUUCUGCGCAGAUUUCCCAUUCAAAUUUUUAAGUGGUCUCCUUUGCCUUAACAAAGUGCCUACAGUACUACCAGUACUUAUCAGUAUGUUUAAUGAAUACGACUCAAAUUUAUACAUUCUCUUUUGAACUAAGAUAUUUUGCUCUUUAUGGCAUGGGUCAGUGCAUCACAGGUGAGGCUCUUCUACAGGACAUCCCAAUUAAUCGUAAAGCAAUCUCGUUAUAUUGACUUUUAGGAUCCAACCUACCCCCAUUUCUCAGCUUGGGACACUCAGCUAGCAAGUCAGUAAAUGUCUCUGACACUUGGGUACAGUGUCGACAAGUCAGGUUCUUUAGAGAAUUUAGUCUAUAAAAUAGCUACAUGUAGGCAAUGUUCAGUUCUCAUCUAAGUCACAACACUCAACUGUCUGUGCUUUAGUUACCACCAAGGUUCUUUCUGUUCAGUCCAAUCAUGGUCUGGCAAAUCUUUUGUGUGGUAGUUCCUGUAACUCAACUGUUAAGCCACUCCCUUUUUGGGUCAUCGGCAGGCUAGGUUGUGUCUGGGCUGCCCCUAAUUAUUAUUAUUAUUAUUUUAAGUGGUUUUAUAUAGUGUGGUACCCCAGCAUAGGGCUGGGCUCACCACGCUGUACAUACAAUUUAACAAACAUAAUCAUAAAACUUAAAAACUUAAUUGACAUACAUUAAUUAAAUAAAACAAUACUAAUGUACAUUUAAAAUAUUUACAUGUCAAGCCAUGGAUGACACCCAGUAGCAUCGUUUUUUGGUCAGAGGUGGGAAUCAGUCAGGAUAGUAGAGUUUAAAAAGAUGUGUUUUGAGUGCAGUUUUGAAGGCUGUGAUGGUCGGUAUAUUGAGGAUGUGUAAUGGAAGAGAAUUCCAUUGCUUGGGGACACAGAAAGAGAACGAUCGUUCACCGUAUGUUUUUGUGCAAGUCUUGGGGACAGAAAGAAUAUGCGCAUCUGCGGAGGAGCAAAGCUGUCGAAGGGGUGAAUACACGGAGAGAAGUUCGGUUAGAUAGGAAGGGGAGGAAUUCGAGAAAAGUUGUGGCAUAGAAUAGAAAGUUUGUAAUCAAUCUGUGCUUGUACAGGGAGUCAAUCCAGUAGUGGUGUCACGUGAUCAUUUUUUUUUGCCUUUAGAAUUGCGCUGGAGCAUUGCUUGCUCAUUCCGAGUUAUGCCAAUGUGGCCUUAUAUUAAUGGUACUAAAAAGUACUUCAGCUAUAGACUGGAUUAGGCCUACUUACCAGGCCCCUAGGCCUAUUAUUGCCUCUUAAAAUAUAUCAACAUUAUAACAUAGUCUAAGCCUAUAGAUACUAAGAUAGGGCAGAGUAGGCCCUAUACUUUGGACAGUAGAAGUAUAACCAACUAAUUAUGUGUUUAGACCUAUUUAGUGGUAAAGGCCUAGGCUAGCUGAUAGGGCAAGGAAUGAUUUUAGAAUCUUUAAAAAUGCAAUAAGUACAGAUAUUCCUAAUUAUUAUAAUAUGCUGGCCAAUAUACCCUGUAUUUCCCGGGAUUGCAUUUGGAAAAAACUUCCACAGCCUUUUAGCUAACAUUGAAAUUAAGGAAGAGGCUUGUAAAAAAAACACAUCACUAAAUAACAUGUAAAAAAAAAAAAAUUCUCCUAGAUAAAAAAAAACACAUUGGUAACUUAUGUAAAUAUUUUGGUGAUAUUGUACGAUUUUAAGAGUUUGAGGGUAAACAGGUCUGCAUAUAUCAAUUAAAAUAAAAUAGAAGUAUAUACUUUAAUCUAGGCCUGCAACUUCAUUUAUGUAUAUAGCUUAGGCCAAUAAAUGAAAAUUAAUUACAAACUUUAAAGGAAUAUCUUUAAAUCAAUUUCAUUACAUUCAAGGAAACUCCUAAAAAUUUGUAGAAAAAUUAUAAGGUCAUUUGAGGAGCCCACUUACAAAAGGUACUAAGUCCAACCAAACUCAUUUUUCAGGAAAGUGAAUUUUGUGUUACAACUUAACUAGCAUUUUGAAGGUUACUCUACAUUUUCUAUUUAAAAUAAAGGCCUUCUGAACGUUAAGAUGAGAGAUUAAAAAUGUGUAUUUUAGGCAAUAGAUUAACAAAAGGGCACUAACUCAUUUUUUUUCAAAGAACGGGCUUAGUACCAUUUGCUCAUUUAUAAAAUUCCUAAAACUGUUGUAGAAAAAAUAGUAGAUUAAAAAAUAAGCCUGAAACUUUACUUAUAAAAGGAUAAUUGACUAAUUGAUCCACAUACGUUUCUACAUGGAUAGAGAUGGAUCUUGGCAAACAAGCGCUUCAUUAUCCGGAAGGAAAUCCCAAUGUUUGAUUUAACAGUUUGUUUAGCCUUUAAAUGAUGGUUUUUGACUAGAUGCAUUGAAUAUAUUAAAUGAAACAGACUGAAAAAUGUCUAUACAUUUUUUUUGUACAGGGCCCUUGAUUUGCUGAAAAGCAGUCCUCAUCAAACAGUAGAUAUUUUUCUUAAAAUUUAUGUGGUGUUUCAAACAAUUUUUGUAAUUAUUUUUUUUAUGUCACAAGAGAAAAAAAGUUUCAUAAAUGCUGGUAUAUAAAUAUGUAUAGUACACUUAAAAUAUUGAAUGAAAUAUAGAAAACCUUUAAAACAAUUGUUAAGUUAUUCUGAAUGACAGGUGCUAGUCCCAAGGCAUAAUUAGUAAAUUAUGGCAGGGCAGUUAGUUACUAAUAGUAAUAGGCAUUGCAACAGUAAUAAUGUUCCAUUUCACCGCUUGACAAAAAAUAUAUUUGAUAUUCCGUUUUCAAUAUUUAUUAUUUAAUAAUUGUUCAUUUCUGUUUGAAUUGCUUCUUUUUUGUGUAUUGUUGAAUUGAAUGCUUCUUCUUUUUUUUUUUUUUUUAAUAUCUUCAAAGCUGUGAAAUGCCCAGAUGAAGAGCUCUCCAUUAGAAAUCGUGUCAUAGUGUCUGAAAAUGAACUGCCAAAUGUGAAGUAUGUAUUUUUUGUGUAUUGUUGAAUUGAAUGCUUCUUCUUUUUUUUUUUUUUUGAAGAUCUUCAAAGCUGUGAAAUGCCCAGAUGAAGAGCUCUCCAUUAGAAAUCGUGUCAUAGUGUCUGAAAAUGAACUGCCAAAUGUGAAGUAUGUAACUAUAGAAUGUUAAUUAGAAAUCUAUUGUAAAAAGAUUUCUGAAGACUGUUUCUUUGUUAGAGAUUUUAUUCAAAACCCAGCUGUGCACUCUUUUAGUGUAAUUUAAAAGACCAGAUGCUGACAAUUAACAGGGUUUUCCCUCAAAAUUCUAAACCAUGAGCACUAAGUAAUAGUAGAAACAGAGGGAUCCUUGACUGAAUACGCAUUGGGAAUUCUUCUUCUUAUUAUACAGUUUCCUAAGUUUUCUUUGAUCAGCAAAACCCACUUCUCUUAAUUAAUGUAUUCCAGGUCUAUGUGGUUAUAAGUGUCUAAUGUUGUGAUCACAAAUAUUAAAUGAAUCUAUUGCUUACACUUAUUUUAUAUAUCUUUCAGACAUGUGUCCAUUUCUUUAGCUGACAGUAGGAGGAACUUUGUUUUCACAAUACAGCAACAUUCCUCUAUGAAACGCCCAAAAGAAAUGGGGUUCAAUGCAGCACAUGUAUGUUAAAUGUUUUUUUUUUAAAUUUUAAGCUUUAUUAUUUUUUUUAAAGAUAAUUGAUGUCAUCUAUUAAAGCUUAUGAAAAUGCAUGAAGGUAAAAAAUCUCAAUUUAAGUAUGUUGUUUAUUCAUUUUGUUUUUUUAAGGAGAGUAGCACUAUAUUAUCAUGUUUUUAUAAAAUUAUAAUACAAUUAAAGAUGAAGAUGAAAUUAAAGUCAAAAGAAGUUGAUUUAUUAUUAUUUACUUUUAUUGUUAAAAGACUUGGUCAAAAUUCCACAGUUACAAAUGAUGCUACUACAUCUCUUUUGUUCUCAAUUUUUGCUUGGUCUACUGUGCAUUAAAAUUUUAAUACAAUGCUCCCUCUCUCCCUAAUCCCUGCCUCCCUCCCUCCCUGAUUAUUCCUAUAUCUUUGCCUAGUAUCCUUCACUCUAUUUCUAUAGAUCCAUUCAUUGCACCUACCCCUUUCUUUAUUUUUGCACAUCAUACUCCCAACCAAUAACAUCUAUCAAGAGAGCUCCUUUUUCUUCAUGCCACUUUCCAACUCUACUCUGUGUUACACCACCAUUCAAGAAUCUCCAAGAAUCACCUACUCAAGCACGUUGAUUUCUGGGUCACUAUAUAAAAUGCUAUGAUUUACAAGCAACAUUCUUCCAAGAGUACAUCCUCCUUGCCUUGUAAGAUUUUGAACAGCCAUGUACACUGUUUGUUUCCCUAGCGUAAGUGGGCAGAUAUCAUGUUGGGUGCUGAAUUGAAAGUUCAACCUUACACCUUCAACCCAAAAACAGAAAGCAUAAGUACCAUCACUAUUGAGGCUGAUUUCUUUUCCAAAAAAGGGUAAGUUUAUAUUUAGUGUUUUGACUUUUAAUACAUGAAAUGUCCACAUUUACGAUUACUGGUUCAGCUGUAGAUACUUGUGACCAGCUUUGCUUCAGAUCUUAGUUACCUAGGUGGAAGGAAGUUUAAUAGUGUGUAGAAAAGUUUUUUUUAUGUCAGCUAUAAUCAUAUAUGAUAUUAUCUAGUGACAUAUAAUGAUAAAUAGUAACCAAUGAGACUUUGUAAGCCCAGAAGCUAGCACAACAGAGACACUUUAAAAAGAAAACAAUUCUCAGAUACAUUUUUUUUAUCUUUUGUAAUGUGGAGUUCUUUUAAUACUGUUCACAAUGGCUUCCAAAAAUAAGCACACUGUUUGUGACAAGGUAUUUAAAACAUAUCAGCUGUAUUAAGCUAAAUAGUUUGCUUUUCAUUAUAUAUGGUUAAUAAUAUACUGUAAUCUAAAAGGUUCUUAAAAACAAAAUUUUAACCCAUAAAUAAAUUAUAAAUUUUUGAAGUCUUUACGGUAUUACUUUAACUUUUACAUUGAUAGUGGAAUUCUGUUUUACUAUUUUUUUUCCUUUUAUUUUUUUUCUUAAAAAUUUACAACUAGUUAAAAUUCUUUUACAGAAUAUAUUUCAUUUAAUAUCAGAGAAAUUGUGCACUAUCAAAAAGUAAUUUUAGUUUAAUCUGACAACAAAGUGCUUAUGUAAUGUGGGGAAAUUGUUGCACAUCUCAAAAAUGAAUCUUAAAAGGAGUGUAUCUUAAUGCUUUAACACCUGUUUACAUGUUUGGAUUGGGGCAGCUCACCAUUAUUAAUCUUUUUCUUUCUUUUUUUUUUUUUUUUUUUUUUUUUUUUUUUUUGUCUUUUUUUUUUUUUGCCACAUAUGAUUUUAAAUAACCAAACAACAUUUAAAGAUUGCUUCAGUAUAUAUUACAAAUGAAGUAUUUUUCUUUUUUUUUUUGACAGCCAACAAUCUACAACUCUUGAUAGUGAAAAAAUGGCAGAAGAGUUCUCCCAAGAAUUUACCUAUGUAGCUUUUACAUAAGAGAAACAAUUGGCUUUCAGAUAUGACAAGAAGUUUUAUUCAGCAAAUUGCCACAUAUUAUUUUAAAUAACCAAACACCAUUUAAAGAUUGCUUCAGUAUAUAUUACAAAUGAAGUAUUUUUCUUUUUUUUUUUGACAGCCAACAAUCUACAACUCUUGAUAGUGACAAAAUGGCAGAAGAGUUCUCCCAAGAAUUUACCUAUGUAGCUUUUACAGAAGAGCAACAAUUGGCUUUCAGAUAUGACAAGAAGUUGUAUUCAGCAAAAGUGAAGAAUAUUCAAGGUUAUUUGUAGCUUCUGAAUGUAGCCAGGCUUGGGUACCGGGCUAUAUAAAACCACUAAUAAUAGCUAUGCGUGUUCAUCUUAACAGAUCACAUUCUGUUACUUUAACCUUUCUCUAUACUGAUACCACUGUUACUAUUAUUGCUUGUCAUGACCUGAGUGGAUAUCUUAGUGCAUUUCAAAUAAGGGUUAACUACUAAUUAUUUCUCACAUGCCACUGUACCAACGCAAAGUCAAAGUCUUCACAUAUAAAUUCUUUCUUUAUUUACAUUUCACAGAAUAAUAUUCACAUAUGACAAAUAUUGGAAUGAUGAUUUAAAAUAGUUUGUGAUUCAUCCAUUUCUCUUCAGAAUAUAACAUGUGAAGUCACUUUCGCAUUGUAUACUUCUUUAUUACUCAAAUGAGAUAAAAUCUUCAUAACUUCUUUCCAAUCCAUUACAAUAUGGCUGCUCAACUAGUUCCUCACCCUCUAUAAUUAUAUACUGCUACAUGUAUCACUACACUGACGUGAAAUAGUGCUUUCUACUCAGCAGUAAAUGAACAUCAAAUAUCAUUAUGUUACAGUUAAUUAUCAUGUUCCACACAUCACAUAGCAAUAUUUUCUCAUUUCUUUUACUUCUUGCUAAAAAUAAAAUCACUGUCCUUUUACUUGGCCUUAAACUUGGGUGGGUGAGGGUUGUGGGUAAAUACAGAGUUUACAUUUUAUAAAUUUUUUUUAUAUUUCAUGUUUAUAAAUUGACUUAUCUUCCUAACCAGUUCUUGACUUGACAAAGGUUGAUACUAAAGGAAACUUGUCUGGUAUUCCAAAGCCUGUAAGUUUUACUGUUGUAGCAACUGAGAUACAAAUUAUUGAAAUCAAGACGAAGCUCAAAGAGGACCUUUCAAUAACAAGUGCAAUCAUGAAAUAGACCAAUUAAAAACCCAUCAUACGGAAAAAAAAUUUUCUUGGGGCAUUUCUAAAAAUAAAUUUACAAAAUCAAAUUACACCUGAUUGUAAGUUUGCCUGAUGAAAUAAAAUAAGUGUCAAUGCUAUUAAUAAACACAGGGUCAAGAAUUGUUGAUUUUUAUAGGUGUUUCAAAUUUGUUGCAUAAGUAAAGUAUAACAAAAAUUAAGCAGUUUUACAUCAUUAACAUUUGUUUUUCUUUCAGUCUCGCCUUGGCUUUCUGGCGCCAAACUCUGUCAUAAUCUUUGAGAAAGCUGAAGGUUCUCUUCUUAGUUUUAUCGGCAAAUCUAAAGGGUAUGAAUGACUUAUAACAAAAUUAAGUGCAUAAACCUAUUUUAAGUAGAACAAUUGAAAAUUUCCAUUUAUCUUUAAAAAAAAUUGAAAAUGGGGGAUUGAAACCAUCAAGAAUAAAUUGUGAUCUUAAUGAUGUAUUAAUCUGAUAUAUUGAAACUAAAUUAAUAAAUAUAGAGUAUUUAACAUAUUUUACAGGCCUUGUUGCUUGUCAAAUUAGAUAUUCUUCCUAUACUUGAAUGUGUUGCCUAACAUCUAUUUCAGAAAAAUGUCACACACUUCCAUCAUCAACCCAGAUUGGGACUUCACUAAGUUGGGCAUUGGAGGUCUGGAUGAUGAAUUUAGUGGAAUCUUUAGGCGAGCUUUUGCCUCGAGGGUCUUCCCACCAGAGGUUAUUGAACAGUUAGGUAGGUGGUUAGUCCAGAUUUUUAAAUUAAUUAAAUCUAUGUCACUUUCAAUACUGAGGGAUUUGGACAGCAAUUCAGAAGUGUAAAAAUCACGAUUUACUAUGUCUUGUACAAUAAAAAAAAAAUUAAUUGAAUUUUCAAUUUGAUCACCAGGCAUGAAACAUGUUAGGGGCAUUUUGCUGUAUGGCCCACCUGGUACAGGCAAGACUCUUAUGGCAAGGUAAUAAAUUUUAGUGCUGUACACCUGUUCAAUAAAUUACCUAAUAAAUGUAUAAUAUCCAGCUGGAAAAAAAAUUCUGAUUGACAUAUGAAAAGAAAACUUUAUAGUAUAUAAAAGAAACUAAGAUUACUUUUUUUUUUUUUUUAAAUCCUAAAUUAUAAUUUCAGUAAUUUUUUUCCUCUUUCCGUGAAUCUCUUUUUUUACUUAAAGACAAAUUGGCAAGAUGUUAAAUGCAAGAGAACCCCAAAUUGUUAACGGUCCUCAGAUUCUGGACAAAUAUGUUGGAGAAUCAGAGGCAAACAUCAGGAAACUGUUUGCUGCUGCUGAAGAAGAAGAGAAAAGGGUAAUUUGUAACUUUUUAGUUCAAUAUUUUAAUGAUAUCUUACAAGUGGAUAAAAUAGACAAGCUUUGUAAAUAUGUCAUAGCACUUGCUGGUUAAAAAAUAGCUUCUCCAUUGAGUGAUUUAUGAUGUAAAUUUAAUACCGUAGUUAUUAUUAAUUUAGACCUUCAAUCGGUUUUAGUAAUGUUAACAUUGGUUUUAAAUAUAUUAAAUUUGCUAAAAUAUUAUGGAACUACGAUAACAUUCAAUUUCAUGUGCAUUUAUAUAAAUGCAUUGGACACAACACUGAUGCUAUAAUUUAAGUGACCUAUUAACUUGUGAAAUGCUUUAACAUUUAAUAUACCAGUGGUUAAAAUAUUAAAUAUUAUUAUGAUCUUUAUCCCCAUGCACAUAUUAAUGUUCUUAUUGGAUCAUGUCAGAUUUAAAGAAUCAGAACUUGUAAAUAUUACCCAGGAGUUACAAGCUGUAAAGUAAAAGAUACUCAGAUGAUCUUUACUCAUUAAUAUCAUUAUCUUACUUUCAAUGACUCUCAAUCUAACUUUUAUUCUCUUUUAUCAGUGUGGCCCAGCCAGUGGACUGCACAUCAUUAUAUUUGAUGAAAUAGAUGCCAUCUGUAAGGCCAGAGGCUCUGUGGUAAGAACAUGCAGUGUUGAUGUUUUGUAAGAGAGGGUGAAGUUGGGUGGAGGGGGGAUAUAGAGAAAGAGAAAAAAGGUUGGGGGGGGGGCUUUUACCCGGUACUUAUACCACCUUCAACACUCCUUUGCCCUUCCUGGUGACAUCACACCAACCCUACUGAUUGUGAUAUAGAACAUGCAGUGUUGAUGUUUUGUAAGAGAGGGUGAAGUUGGGUGGAGGGGGGAUAUAGAGAAAGAGAAAAAAGGUUGGGGGGGGGGGGAUUUUACCCGGUACUUAUACCACCUUCAACACUCCUUUGCCAUUCCUGGUGACAUCACAACAAACCUACUGAUUGUGAUAUGUCGAAGGGUUAGAUGAGUUUUUGAUAUUUCAAUUUUUGUAGCAAUUCCUUAAUCCUUUGAAUUUUAGGCUGGUAACUCUGCUGUCCAUGAUACAGUGGUCAAUCAGUUGCUCACCAAACUUGAUGGUGUGGAGCAGCUAAAUAAUAUUCUUGUCAUUGGUGAGUUUCUAUUCAAGUCAUCUAUUGCGGAGAACUUUUUUAAAAUUUAUUUGCGGUGUUUCCAACAAAUUUUUUUGCAAAAAGUAUUUUUAUUUAUGAAUAAAAAGGUGAUUAAAAACAGUGAAUUAAAUUCUUCUGUUCUCUCUAUAUGGUCUUAUUUUAUUGAUAUUUAUUAGCUAAAUAAAAAAACUUAAAAGCAUCAAAACUAUUUUUUUAAAUUCCAUUUUAGAGUAUCAAUAGAAAUUUAGCUAAAAAAAUAUUUAUCAAUUUUAUUUCAUAUCGAUUUAGUUAAUAUCUUCAUCUUUUGGUAUUUUUGUGUUUUGAAGGGUCAUGGAUGGUGGUGGCUUCAUAUCAACACAUUAUCUCAUUACAGUGUACUUGCUUUCCAGGUAUGACCAACAGGAAGGACAUGAUUGAUGAAGCUUUAACCAGGCCAGGUCGACUUGAGGUCCAGAUGGAGAUAGGGCUGCCUGAUGAGCAUGGCCGCACCCAAAUUCUCAAUAUUCACACUGAGACCAUGAGAAACAACAAUAAAAUGGCCUCUGAUGUCAACAUUGCCGAGCUGGCCAGUGUGACCAAAAACUUCAGUGGUGCUGAGAUCGAGGGUUUAGUUAGGGCCGCCCAGUCCACGGCCAUGAACAGGUUGAUAAAGGUGGCACAUGCUUUAAAUCCAUUUGAUUCAUAAUUUUGUUAAUAGAAUUUUCAUUUGUUUUUUUUGUUUUUUUUACAGCUUAUAACCUAUUUGAUCAUUGUUUAUUUUAUUGAAAUGUUUUAAUGGCUCUUACACAUUUAAUUUUAUUGUACUUCUGCUUUAUUGUUUCAUAAAAAAAUUGUUAAGAUAAAUAAAAUUAAAAUUCUGGUUGAGUCUACUUUAAAAUAUUUGAGCAGUCCAGCUCUUGUGCUAAUUUGAGUAUUUUUUUCAAAAUGAAAAUGCCACUUAGUAAAUUGUGUCUGUAAUGGCUAUUUUAUUCAAUCAUCAACAGGCAACAUCUAAAGUUGAGGUUGAUACAGAAGCCAUUGAGAAACUGAAGAUCACCAGGGCUGAUUUUUUACAUGCCCUUCAGCAUGAUAUCAAACCUGUAAGAUUAAUGAAUGAUAUUUGUUUAAAUUUGAAAACUGCAACAUUAUUUUAAUCUUCGAUUUCAUUCUAGUUGGUUGCUCAACCAAAUAGUCCAAUACAACUGUAAGCAUUUAUGGAUAUGCAAGAAUCUAGAUACAGAGGCCAAUGUUCAGUUGCUGUGAUUAAUUUAUGCAACAAUAAAUAUCACAAAUUCUUUAAUCUGGUUUUUUUAUAUUUAUAUUUCUUUGUCAUCUUUUAGGCUUUUGGCAGCAGUAAGGAAGAACUUGAUGUAUUCCUUGGCCAGGGUAUACUGGUCUGGGGAGACCCUGUUCACAGAGUGCUGACUGAUGGAGAGUUGGUUGUGUCACAGAUAAAAAAUAGUGACCAGAUAUCCCUUAUGACCAUGCUCUUAGAAGGUACCUUAGCAUCUAUGAGCCUACCAUGCAUUUGUCGACCAUGAGUAACACCAUUAAGCUUUAUAGUUCCUGCUUAUUGAAUUCCUUGUUUUACCUGUUACUUUAAGACAUAACAUAUUAAUUGCUGUAUUUUAUGCAGGUCCCCCUGGCACUGGUAAAACUGCCCUUGCAGCUAAGAUUUCAAAGGAUUCUGAUCUUCCAUUCCUGAAGUUGUGCUCACCAGAAAACAUGAUUGGCUACACAGAAGCUGCUAAGUGCCAGGUCAUCAAGAAGGUAUGUUAAAUCUGAACAAUUCUAAUAACACAUUUGUGCAUGCCUUUUUGAAAUUCAUUCUUCCUGCUUAAAUUCAGAAUUUAGUAAGGUACUUGAGCAAGAAGACUGUCUUAUAUAAUUAAUUAAAAAUAUAUAUAAGCAUUUUAAAAACAAAAAGUAGGCCAUUAUGAAAACAAUAAAAUACUUGUAAAUGGAAUCAUCUGAGUGCAUAAUUCAAAAGUCAGGUGGUAUUCAGUUACAAAUAAUUUUACCACACAUUUCUUUCUUUGAAAUAGAUUUUUGACGAUGCCUAUAAGUCUCCUCUCAGCUGUAUUAUCAUUGAUGAUAUUGAAAGAUUGUUGGGUAAGACACUGCAAAAUGUGUGGAACUUUAAUAAUUGUAUUGAAUAAUUUUGUCUACAUUCUUUUUAAAUUUGUGUAGGUUGUAUUUUCAAUACACAAUUAUGGGUGUUGUUUAUAUUUUCCAAGUUAAUAAAUAGUGGAACAAUAUAUGUUUGGGCUUGAAAAAAAAGACAGGGUAAUUAAAAGGCUGUUUCGGUUAAAUGCCUCUUCAGUGGACAACACAAAACAAGAAAUUUAAAAAUAAAUGAUAAAAAAUCUAUAAUUUAACUCAUUCCCUCCGGCAGCGCUGCUUCCGGACUUAAUUUAUUUUCCUGAGAAAAGGGAAGCAACUCAGUUUUGAAAUUGAUUUAUAUUUUUAAAAUAUUUUUUUAAGUUGCUAAAUAUUAUUUAAUGUUAAUGAAUUAAGAACAAAUGCAACAAAAAAUGAAUAAGGUUUAAUAUAAAUAUAACAUUAGCGGGGGGAAAAUAACGAACAAUGGCCAAAAAAUCGAUUUUCGGCACCUCGGACGAACACAUGGUACAUAUAGACGCGCCGUACUAAAGCACACGUAGUUUUAAAGUGAAACAAGAUAAAAACUUCCGGUUUCUAAAUUAAAAUCACGCAGAAAUGAAAUCACGCCAUAGCCGGAAGUCUCGAGGGGUGCGAGAUUUCAUUGCUAUUUUUAACUAAAAAUAAGAGAGGUGUGUCGCUAUGCGCCGGGACGCAUUUGGACGCAUCAGGAGGAACCCCCCGAGGACGCAUUUAGUCGCAACCGUCGGGAAUGAAUUAACUAUUUUUUUUUAAUUUAUGAAUGCAUUUUUAAAAAGUAGGAUAAUAAUUAAUACAAUUUUGGUAAAAUUGAUUGAAAUUUUGUAUUGUUUUUGUAAAAAUGGAUACAAUAAUAUUUUGAUUUAGGUUUCAAUACUUAUUAUUUUAUUUUGCUUCUACCAUUUUGUUUGUGGUAUCUUGACGCUUUUUUAAAAAUUUAGUCAACAAAAAGCUUAAGCUUUUGGCCUGACCUAAAAAAUCAUAAUUAACCAUCUGAUAGUUGUAUCAAAUAAUAGAUAAUUCUAUUCUGAAUCCAAAGACAUAUUAAAACAUGCAAUUAAUGCUAUAUUCUUCAUUGAACAACCAACCAUAUUGUAAAGGUACCUAAUGUGAGAGAAUAAAUGGCAGACCACCAAGAAUAUUUGAGAGUUAAAUAAUACUUUUAAGAAGAUUUGUAAAUCAUAUUUGUGUGUAUGUCACAAACUUAAUACUUUUUUCUCCCUUUAAAAACUCAUGGUAACAUAUCAUAUUUUUGUGGAGACAGCCUUUUUGUUUCAGAUAUUCCCUUUUUUAUUUGAUCAUUGUCACAAAGUUGUAAUUUUUUUAAAAUGUUUUCUUUCAGAUUAUGUGCCAGUUGGUCCUCGUUUCUCUAAUCUUGUGCUGCAGGCUAUGCUUGUGUUGCUGAAGAAAAACCCACCUAAGGUUUGGUAGAAUAAUAUCACAACAUAGGAAUGCUUAUUUCACUAAAAUAAAAUUAUAUCAAUAGUGUUUGUUUCUCAUACUACACAAAAACAAAUCAUUACAUAUUUUCAAUUGAUGUGUAUUUACAUAAAAUUUCUGUAUUAGCAAAUUUAGAUAACAAAUACAUUUUUAAAAAUAUAAAAAUCGAUUUAAAACGUUACUUUUUACAUUUUUAUUAAUAUUAAUGUAUAUAAAUUGUACAAGUUGUGUUGAAAAAUGAAUUAAAUGUAAAUAUUUUUUUAUACAGGGUCAUAAGCUUCUCAUAAUUGGCACCACAUCACGGAGAGAUGUGCUCCAAGAUUUUGAAAUGCUUUCCCUGUUCAAGACUGUGGCCCAUGUUAGUGCCAUAUCGACGAGUGAUCAACUUAUCAAAGUACUCAAUGAUUGCGAAGUUUUCAGUGAUCAGGAGAUAAAAGACAUACAACAUAGAACUACUGGAAAACAGUAAGUGAAUUAUUUUAAAUUUUUAUCCAUAAAGAGACUCCCUCCUAAAAUGGCGUUCUAGUAUUGAACUGAAAGGAAACACAUUUCCUUACUUCAUAUGAUAAUUAUCAUGAAUUUCAUGUAGGUCUUGUUACAAAAGAACUAAAGUUAAUCGUGUAUUCUCAUAGAGUCAAACAUAUGUUUUAUUUAAUUCAUGCUUAGAUAUAAAAUUGUCAUUGCAUGAAAGAUUACAGCGAUUGAUGAGAUAUACCGUAUAUUACCUUGUAUAAUGCGAGAAGUUUUGGGUAAAAAUGCUGCUUAAAACUAUGGGUUUGCAUUAUACAAGCAUGCGAGAAAAAGUGAAUACUGUUAAACUAUAUAUACUAAUGCCUUUGCAAACAUUUCUGCUUUGCCAAUUUGCAUUCUCCGAAGAUUGUGCAUCGUAUCUGCUCAUAACACAAAGUAAUGAAAGUAAUGCCACUUUGUCUGGAUAUUAGCAAAGCUGUAUCGGUAUGACAACUCAUUUAAAUGUUAUAAUAGUUUUUAUGAUUUUGACACUUUUCUUAUAGAUAAAUAUUUAUUUUGUUCAUAGUUAUUGUAUAAUUAUUAUGGAACAAUAUUAACAGAUCACAUUUUACAUGGACAUGGCAUUUUGUAGCUUUUUUUUUUUUUCUUCUUUUUUUCCAAACAAAAGUUUGAGGUUUGCAUUACAUGGGGAUCAGGUUCUACAAGAUAUAUCACUUGGAACCAUGAAAUGUCAAGUCCUGCAAUAUAAUAGCCAAAUUUAUAUUGUUCAAAUUAAAUGGGUUAUUUUUUUUAUUUUUUUUUUUCAGUUUGUUUAUUGGAAUCAAGACCCUCAUCACACUGAUAGACAUGGCCAGACAGGUACUUAAGGUUUUUCAACAAUUAUUUUUCUAAACGAUUAGAGAGUUUGAAAAGAACUAAAUUGAUUUACGUUAACAAUUACACACAUCAAAAUGGGAAUAAAUGUUUGAAAAUCAUUUGUUAAUGAUAGCAGGAUUAAUCUAACAUUUAAAACUCAAAGUUGUUAUUUUAUCAAAUGUAUUACUUUUCUAAUGAUGAGUCAAGCAUUCUUUUGUUUUGAAGUUGAUUGGGAAUCACAGGUUUCAUGUACUGUCAUCAUCAGUGGCGCUAAAGCCUGCGAAGGGUUCUGCACUACAACAUCAUUCCAUUCUGACCGAUCUAUGGCUUUUGUCUCAUUAUCAAAUAUGGUUGUCCUAAAGGUGGCUGCCCCUUUGGUUUCUGGUGUUACAUCCCCUUUACACUUCUGUUAUUUGUCAUUCUAUCAAGAUGCUCCAUCCAGUGCAGUCUCUACUACUACUUCUAUUGUUAAGCUGUUGUAGCUCUUGCUUAGUGGAUAUUUUCAACCAUCAUUAAUGAGUGUGUGAGACACUUGCAAAGUUUAGAUGGUUAGCCAUUGCUCACUCAGUUCUUUAUUUAUCAACACAUUUUUAUACAAUAACUUUUUAACACAAAAUCAUACCUUUAAAAAAAUGUUAAACCCUUUUCUUACCACAGAUGGAACCUGGGGAGAGAGCUGACAGACUAAGUCACCUGUUAGAAGACCUAGGGGCCAUUGACUUUAAUUAACGCUAAAGCAUUACCUUUUUCUCUUUAAUCAAUGUUAUUUAGCAUUUUCUCUUAUAACUGUGACUUCAUAGUAUUUUUGUGAUGUUGGUGUUUAGACCAGCAUUUUUUAAAUGGUAUUUUUAGUGAAGUUUAGCUCUGACCAUUGUAGCUUUGAUGAUAGCCUUAACGUGGCUGUAACUGGCUUGUAGCUGUCAGGCCUCAGGGACUUCAUAGAAUAUUCAAAAUGUUAAAAAUAAAUUACCCCCACACUGACUAUGAUGUGCGCACAUAUUGCUACAUGAGUGGAACACACUAAGGUUUAUUUUGGGAUUGAAUAUGUUGCAUGGGACAUAGUCAUAGUCUGUUGCUCAUUUCCCUUAUCAGAAACAAGACCUAAUUCCAAUCAAAUUGAAUGUAUAAGAAAGGGUAAAUGUAAUAACAAUUAUUUUGAAUUAUAAUAAUCUCAUGCUCUAUUAAUAAACUGUUUAACAGCAGGGAAAUAAAAACAAACUUAUGCAUAUUGCUACCAAGUGAUUUAUUAAAUUAUACACUUACUAAUGUUUCAACAGGUCUAAGUCUAUGAAUUAGCACUUUAAUCUUAUCUUUUGGCUUGUACUGUUAUUCCAGUUAAGGUCAGUUUCACGAAUGAUUGACCAUGUUUCAGAAAUACUGAUGUCUGCAUUCGGUGGAUUAAAAGUUGUAUGAUUGUUAUUCAUUUAUGGUUCACUGGGAUUAUAUUUUACUCAGUUGCAAUAUUGAAAUAGUGAUAUUAGGAACAAGACAACGCAAUCAAAUGUUCUGGAGAGUUUGCUGUAAGGUUGAGUAAGAAUAGUAAGACGUGCUGCUCAUGAUUUCAACAUUUUCUCCAAUAUAAACAUAGUAAUUUACUGAGUACAUAUAGUUGAUACUUGUGUAAACAAUUGGUACUUUAUUCUUUCUGCUUUUCUUAUAGUAAGCUCUACUGCCAGUAAUAAGCUGUUAACAGUAGGGCUUUGUCUAAAAUUUAGUGUCUAAAAAUACAUGGAUAUUUAUAAAUAUAUAUUUUUUAUAAUACCAAUGUGUGUUUUUUUACUAGCCUCCACCCACUUAUGUACACAAACAUUGUUUUCUUCCUUCAGAUGUUUUUCACCAUAAAUGCAUUUCUUCCAAUUAAUUUUGAGAUAAUUGUGAUAAUUUUGUUUUUAAAUUAUAAAUAUUUCAAUACCAUAUAUUUGUGAAAAAAGCUCUUAAAUAUAUAUUGCAGAAAAAUAUUCUCAUAAUGACCUUAUUGUUUUCACUAAUUUCAUGUAAGAAUCAAUAUUGUUUAUGUUUUUGCACAUUCUGUGAACAGCUCUGUAAUAGAAAUCAAGGGGUCAUGAGUUAAAAAAUAUCAGAAAUUCAUAUAAGGGAAUUAUUUCAAUUUAAAUUAGUAUGCAAUAAUUGAAUUACAUCUUAACAUAUGCAAAAUGAUAAUUUUUAUUUAAAUGCUUAAUUGAAGAAAAACAAUGUUGUAAUAAGAUUUUUUAAAUUUUAUUGUUUGGCAACUCCACAUCUGUAACAAGACAUGGGCAAAUGCUGCAUCCUUAAAUGGUUCUAAAAUGUUUUGUGGGAUCUGGAAAUUGUUGCCAUGAUGAUGAAUAAUAACAAAUUGUAAACAUUAUGGUCUAGAUUGUAAUAUUGUCUGGUCUAUAGUCUAGUAUUUUUAACCUCUACUUGAUGUGAAUGUGUCAACUGUUAGUAUAUACAAGUUACAGAAAUUACCCUUGACAAGUUCUGUUUUAUCACAUUCCUUAAUUUGUGCUCUUUGUAAAAUCUAAAUGUGAUAAGUCUAGUUACUAGGUAUGCUAAACAAAUUAAGUUACAAAAUGCUUGCAAUAAGACAAUAAUUUUAUUAUUUAUGUUUAAAUAUUUUACAAGUAUGAAUAAAAAAAAAAGUUAAAUAGAUUAUCAUUUAUUCGACCGUAUCAUUGAACAUCCCUUAUUCAGCUUUAACAUGGGGUAAGGGUGAUAACUGCAGUGUUGUGGGAGUACAUUUAGAACUAUUGAUCACAGAAACAUAGGCAGGGUAGCCAAAUGUCAGUAAAUUUACCGACAGUCUGAAAAAAAUUUGACCUUAAAUCCAUAUGAAUUUUAGGAUGUCUAUAAAAAAUUAGAUUGGACAAACGUAUUUUGAAGUGAAACAAAACAGGAUAAGUCAAUGUUUGAUUUCUACAUGGUUGUUUUAAACUUGAUUGAUCAUAAUGAAAUGAAAUUCAACACUGAUGAGAAUGCUACACAUUCCUUAAAAAUUGUAGAGCAUGCAGCCCCGAUAGCAUCCACUUUACUUUGCAGCCAAAGAAAUAAUGAAAUAUUCUUUAUUCUUAUUCUUUACAAAAUAGCUUCCCCCCCCCCCCCCCCCUGUCCUAUUUUCUCUUGGACCUGCACAAGUCCAGUCCAAUUUUGUUUUGGCACGAACAAGUCCUUCCCAAUUCUCUUUUGGCCGCACAAGUUUUUCAUAGAUUUAUAGAGUAUUAUGCCCCGCCUUACAUUUUGAGUUGUGCAGGCCUGCUUUAGAUGAACCAGAAUUGAGAAUAAAUAAUUGUUUUUUCAUAGAUAAUAGUUUCUUUCAUAACUCCCUCUUUGUUUUGUCUAUAUCUUAAAUUGUUUUUUGUUUUUGUAUACAUUUCCAAUUAAUUUGUUCCUGUGCCACAUGUUUAUAUUUGUUCUAUGUAUAUCCUGUCACUUAUACUAUUUUCAGAAGGUUCGCAUUCUUGUUUGCAAUUAAAUAUAUAGGGAAUUUUUUUUUUUUUUAACUGAUGCACUAAUUUAACUUAAUGAAUUAAAAUGUGGACCAAAUCUGUACUUCACUGUGCAAUAUAGUUUUUAUUGAUAGAAAUACAUUGUUGUCAAUUAAAGGAUACAAUUUCAAAU